Messenger RNA from Plodia interpunctella (Indianmeal moth), 1868 nucleotides. RefSeq names its product sodium-coupled monocarboxylate transporter 2-like. Gene Ontology annotation, molecular function: symporter activity. Gene Ontology annotation, cellular component: membrane. Bases 46 to 1851 code for a protein of 601 amino acids. The transcript has 10 exons. Gene Ontology annotation, biological process: sodium ion transport; transmembrane transport. Lineage: Eukaryota; Metazoa; Arthropoda; Insecta; Lepidoptera; Pyralidae. The record is from RefSeq and is a predicted model, not a curated record.
UAGACACUUAACUGACGACACGUUUCUAGAUUUUAUUUUUUUAAAAUGAGGAAUACAACAACAUCGCCAGUUUCGCCAAUAUAUUUUAAUUUAGCCGAAUAUUGCUUAUUUGGCAUAAAUCUAGGUGUUUUUAUAGGAAUCAUAGUUUAUUAUAAUAUAUUAAAUAAAAAAUCUAAUACUGUGAAUGGCUUUUUGUUUGGUGGUAAAAAUAUGUCUGUGAUAUCAGUUUCGCUAGCACUUAUAGCAAGUCAUCUCACAAGCAUCACCCUACUCGGAGUGCCUGUGGAGAUCUACCUCAGAGGGACGCAGUACUGGGCCUCAGCACUAUCCCUCAUUGUGGUGACUUUCCUUACAGCUGUCAUUUACUUGCCAGUUUUCCACAAGCUGCAGCUGUCCUCCAGUUUCGAGUACUUAGAAAUAAGGUUUUCCUCCCACACUCGCACUGUCGCCGCUGUACUGUUCGUUAUGAGUAAACUAAUGCUUCUACCGAUCGUGCCUUACGUUCCAUUGUUGGCGUUUAGACUGGUUACGAAUCCUCUAGCUGGUCGGAUAACAGCAGUGAUCUGUGUAGCGUGUGCUACUUUGAGUGCUAUAGGAGGCUUGCGAGCCAUCAUCAGCAUCGGCAUAGUGACGUCAUUCCUGGCUGUAGCCGGCUCAGCAUUGCCCAGUGGCUUGGCGUUAUUACCCAUGGGGUUUAAGAGGAUGUGGGAGAUUGCCAGCCAUGGUGGUCGACUCGUAUUGUAUGACCCAGAUCCAGAACUGGAACACCAUACAUCAUUCUUUGCUGUAACCAUAGCUCUGAGCACCAACUGGCUUUGGAAGAUAGCACUAAGCCAAUCAUCUCUCCAGAAGCUACUAGCUGUGUCGUCGAUAAAGAAGGCGAGGAUAUGUCUGACGGUGUCUUGUGUUGGAGUGAUAUUAAUGAAAUUGCUGUCUUGCUUCCUUGGUCUGGCUGUGUAUGCGUGGUUCGCUGGGUGCGAUCCGCUCUUGUCUGGAGCUAUUAAAAAACAUGAACAGUUGGUGCCACAAUUUCUCAACAGUUUGUCAGUUAUGUUUCCUGGGAUUUGUGGAAUUUUUAUUAUUUCAAUAUUCAGUGCUACAACAGGCUGCAUUGCAUCGUUAGUGAACUCGAUCGCAGGGGUUUUGUUUGAAGAAUUUAUUAGGCCAUGGAUGCCUCAAAGUACAAAUGAACUUACAUGCUGUAAAAUAAUGAAGUUACUGUGCGUGCUUGUGGGAGCCUACUGCGGGUGCGUGGUGUGGUUUGCCAAGGAGCUGGACAGAUUGCAGCAUGUGGCCUCAGGGGUCACCGGUGUCACAGCCGGGACACUGUUAGGGCUGUUUACCCUGGGCAUUGUCUUCUCCAGGGCCAAUUGUUCUGGUGCACUGAGCGGGUGCCUGCUAAGCCUCUUGCUUUGCGGCUGGCUCCUCAUAGGGGCUGAAAAUGCCCUUGCCACAGGGGCGUUGACCUUCCAAGGGAAGCCACUUGCUAUUUCGGGAUGCGGCAAAGACAAUUUUACGUAUCUGCUGGAAAAUGUGAACGUUGCUAAAGGUGUUACAACACACCUCCCAACGAAGCCGCUCCAAUCUCUCUUCCGAAUCUCAUUCACUUACUGUCCGCUAGUGGGAGCUAUGACCGUGCUCCUCAUAGGAGUUCCCAUGAGCUACCUCACCGGAAAAUCCCGGAUCGACUCCAUGAACCCUGACGUGUUCUGUCCUUUGACCCAGAGCAUCAUCAACAAAUCACAGAUGAGCAGCACGGAGUCUUUGGAAAUAGGACCCCCGGACACACAAGAAGUUUAUAUGGCGCUGGAUGAAGCUCUGAGGCACUUGAAAGAGGUUAUAGAACGAUAAAUACAAUUUAAUUUAAA